Messenger RNA from Chiroxiphia lanceolata (lance-tailed manakin), 4556 nucleotides. It is a transcript of the gene CLVS1, whose product is annotated as clavesin 1. Bases 549 to 1547 code for a protein of 332 amino acids. NCBI's taxonomy places the organism in Eukaryota, Metazoa, Chordata, Aves, Passeriformes, Pipridae. Gene Ontology annotation, molecular function: phosphatidylinositol bisphosphate binding. The transcript is spliced from 7 exons. Gene Ontology annotation, cellular component: membrane. The record is from RefSeq and is a predicted model, not a curated record.
GCCCCGUGGAGCUGGCGCUCGCUCAUUCAGUUUUCUAGAGAGAUCUGAGCCGGAACCCGGGAGCCGGGAGAUCUUUCUCGCCCACCCAUCUCAGCAGCAAGGACAUCUACAGGGGGAAAAACCCACCCCACGCAGCCCCCCGCCGCCCCACGGCAGCUGCUGGCGCUGUGCAGAGAUGAUUUAUUGCAAAUGGCUGUGAAAAGACAUUAGGAGAGCAAAUAGUCCUUUGGGAACAAAGAGUCACAAGAUAGAAAAACAGCUGUUGAGACUAUAACAAACAGUCUAGACUGCCAACAUGCAGCAACAAUAUUCAAGUAGGUGAUGGAAUAAACAACACUUUCCUUUGGAUGGAUUAUUCUACAUGUGAACUGCCUGUUACUCUUUCCACAAGAAUAAGAAAAGCCCUUUGCUUUCAUUUGUUAAAUAUCAGUUUGAUGGGAAAAAGCAUCUGAAUGGCUCACACUCACAGUAGACCAUCACUUGAAUGGGAUCAGCACCUCUACUAAAGCAUCUGAAUUUAAGGAUUUGGAAAAGAGGUUUUUGCAGAGAUGACCCACUUGCAAGCUGGACUUAGUCCAGAGACUAUAGAGAAAGCCCGCCUGGAACUGAAUGAAAACCCAGACAUUUUGCAUCAGGAUAUCCAGCAAGUCAGGGACAUGAUUAUCACGAGGCCUGACAUUGGGUUUUUACGUACAGAUGAUGCCUUCAUCUUGAGAUUUCUCCGAGCCAGAAAGUUUCACCAAACUGAGGCCUUCAGACUGCUGGCUCAGUACUUCCAGUACCGCCAAUUAAACCUGGAUAUGUUCAAAAACUUCAAGGCCGACGAUCCAGGAAUCAAACGGGCUCUGACAGAUGGAUUCCCAGGAGUACUGGAAAAUCGUGACCACUGUGGCAGGAAGAUUCUUCUGCUUUUUGCAGCCAACUGGGAUCAGAGUAGGAACUCCUUCAUAGAUAUCCUUCGGGCUAUUCUACUUUCCUUAGAAGUGCUCAUCGAAGAUCAGGAGCUUCAGAUAAAUGGUUUCAUUCUAAUUAUAGACUGGAGCAACUUCUCUUUCAAGCAAGCCUCCAAGCUUACGCCAUCUAUCCUCAAACUGGCUAUUGAAGGGUUACAGGACAGCUUUCCUGCACGUUUUGGAGGAGUCCAUUUUGUCAAUCAGCCCUGGUACAUCCAUGCCCUGUACACGCUAAUCAAACCGUUUCUCAAAGACAAGACAAGGAAAAGGAUCUUUCUUCAUGGUAACAACCUGAACAGUCUUCACCAGCUAAUACACCCUGAAUGCCUGCCCUCCGAAUUCGGGGGGACUCUUCCUCCCUACGACAUGGGCACAUGGGCUCGAACGUUACUUGGUCCCGACUACAGUGAUGAAAACGAGUACACCCACACCUCCUACAACGCCAUGCACGUGAAGCACGCGUCCUCCAACCUGGAGCGGGAGGCCUCACCCAAACCCAUGAAAAGGUCCCAGUCCGUGGUGGAAGCUGGCACACUGAAACACGAAGACCCGGGGGAAAGCGAGAACACCCAACCACUGCUGGCUCUGGACUGAGGUUCCACAUGCCCAACAGACACAGAUCCAUGAACAGACUUCCAGCAUACCAGAGACCCACAGAGCACACCACACACAGACACAUGCACACACACGUGUUUUGCUUGAUGGCAAGUCCUUCAUGUUUCCUGACCAAGUAACAACUGUCACCAGCCAUCCAUCCGUGCGGCCGACGCUGAACAAAAACUGAGAAAUUUCUACUGACACAAGAAUCUGUCCAUAUACAAAGAAUUUAUUUUUUUUUUGAGUUAUGACAUUAAAAUAUUGGAAAUGGUGGAACUGCAUUCUCUGUUUAAAGAAACCAGGGUAUGUCAGUAGUUUUCCCGAAGACUUCAUCAGGGAUGCUCAUUUUAUAGAAGCUAAGGGGUUGAGUUUUAAAGAAAAGCAUCUCAAAUUUAAACUUUGCACUGUAAUCAGUAAGUGUAAUCUGCGUCAGAGGGCAGAAUCAUCAUUUACACAGUAUUUGAGUUUUACAGAAGGAUUUUGCAUUUAAAAAAAUAAAAACAAAAAAACAAAAACAAAACAAAAAAAAACAAACAAACAAACAAACCAAAAAAACCAAAAAGCCAGUGCCAGCAUAAUGCCAUUCAACAUGAUACUUUGUGACUGCCUCAUCCAUGCUGCUUAUAUAGGGGGGAGGUCACAUUUCAGUAUCUAGCAAAAAUUUUUCUUAACUUUUGAAGCCCUCGUAAAACUGUCAGCUAAAGUGGAAUGAGCUGUGUGGGCAGCAGACGCGCACAAUUUGAAAUGCAACUAUUUAAUUUUAAUGUGUUUUUCCACAGGCAACUCAGGAGCCUAUUAGAUACGUGCGUGUGCAUGGGUGUGCACAUGUGGUGGUGGUGGGGUGCCAGGGAGACCCAUUGGACACAUUCACCAGUGAUUAAUGGUUCAAUCCAGAUUGUUUCAUUCAGGUCACAACAACAAAUGAAAGCUCUGCAGAGCCAUUUACCCCCUUCCCUCCUGCAGUCAAGGAAAGGUGUAGCCAGAAGGGUAUGCUGAUUGCAGAUACAGGCCAUGGCUAAAAUGGAAAAGGACAACUUAUAAUUAAUUAUUCAGUACCAGCUUCUGCUAGAAGGAAAUGCUGAAGAAUAGAAGAACUGAAAUGCCAAAGAUCAGUUUGUUAUUUCUCUCUUUGCUCUAGCUGCAAAGAGUACCAUCCCUUCAUUGAAAUGGAAACCGGAUUAAAGAAAUAAAAGAAAAAUCAUUAUCGAAUUGCAUGUUCAGUGACUUUAUUUCCUAAAACAGUUACAACCACUGUAUACACCUUUAUUCUUCAAAUAUAUUGCCAUAUAUUGGCAAUUUACUAGAACAAGUGGUUGGCAACAACAUAUCAAAGGCAGCAGAGUAAACCAUACAUACAAAAUGAGAUGAUAAUAGGCACAAGGGUUUUUAAUGUGCCCCUGGAACAUUCAUUGAAUUCUUAAGUGUUACACUGAAGUGACAAUAUAGUUCAAGUGAACAUGGUCAGCCCUAACAGAUGGACUAACAAAAUACUGCCUUUAUCUACAACAACAUUUUAUGCCUGCACAGGGCAGAAGGGACAUCCUGCCAGAUCCUAUCAACACACCUGGGAUUUAUGCACCAGUAUUUGUACAGAAUAACCUCAUUCAGACUAACCUCCUCCUACAGCAACAUGUUAUUGGUACAAAGCCUGGCCUCCAUGAUAGAGAGUGAGUCUUUAAGGCAGUGGAUGGUCCCAGCAAGGCAACACAGGAGUUAGAAAAAGAAGCAGAAGCUUGCAGCUUCCAGGAACAUUAAACAUAGAAGAUGAUUGAGCCCAUUUAUCUUUGGGAUUUCUUCCAUUCCCAAUCCCCUGACAUUACCACCUAUCACAGGAUGUCAAGUCCCAGUAGAAGGACAUAGCUCCCUUCCCUUCCCUGGGCUCACGGACACUCAAAGGCAUUUGGAUUUGUCAAAGAGAACUUGCUUAAAGCAGAAAGCAAAAACUUAGACAAAAAAGACAGACAUUGGCUAGUAUACUGCAGCAUUAAGGAAGAAAUACUUUGGUUUGUGAUUUUUCUCUGUUAAUACAGAGAAAAACACCUAAUCUCUGUUACCCCCACUGCCACUGAGUCCUUGUGAUGAUCUGUUACAAUCACUGUUCAGUGAAGUGGGUCUUGGUUUUGUCCAAGAAGUGCAAAUAUCACUGAAAUCCAGCCCUUGAAGAUCAAACCUUGCAAAGGAUUAGAAUUAUUUCUUUUCUUUAACUGUGGUAUGAAUAAAUACAUAUGAUGCCUUGUAUAUAACUGUAUGAAGCUUGUAUUUAACCGUAGGAUCUUAUAGAGACUGUGCAAAGAAGGUAAUGACAGGCAGGAUGGAACCCACCUCCUAUCAUCAUGAUGAGUAUAUACUGCCUUACAGACUACAUUGCCCUUGUCAGCUAUUUCCUUCUGUAAAUAAACCUAACUAAAAAAAAAGUUAAAUUGCAAUGGAUCUCCAUUUAAAAAGCAUUUCCAUUCAUUUCUUCUCUUGGCACUUCCAAUGCUGAAAAGCUUUUUCAAGACAAAAUAUCAGUUGGCAAACAGGAAUACCUAAAAUAAUAUACCAGUUGUUCACUGCAUAAUUUCUGUAGUCUGCUAUAUGUAUCUUCCCCAUGUAUAUAGCUAAUACAGUAACUGUACCUAACAAAACAACAUGCUCUCAGCUUCCUGCCUUGUAGGCAUGGAGUAGAUUCACUUCAGUGUUGCAGGAGCUAUUCAUAGUACACCCUGUCUUAUUAAAGGCACUUAAGAUUUUUAAAUGGCCAAUGUAUCACUACACAAUCUAAUGAACAGUGCUACUCCAGCACACACACGGUUUGGGUAGAUUACUUUUAUCUAUUUGCCAAUUUUAUCUAUUUGUCAAUUGCAAUUGGAAAAGAUAAAGUAUGAGCCUUCAAAAGAACAAUGAAACAAUAUGAAGGAUGGCAUGGAUUUUCAUAAAUAAAACUCCAAAAUUUUACCUUUAGCAUUUAAUCUGAGCUAUAGAAACUAAAAUGCAAUAUCAAUAAAAAUAUUCCUAAACCACCAA